GAAAAAUAUCGAAAAGCUACAGCUUAGGGUUAUUGCCUCUUCACCAUGGACGAGAACGCCUACAGAGGAUUCGAGAGUGAGGCUGCUAGAAAGGAAACUAUCGACAAGUACGAAGACAAGCCCCGAACUAUGAUUUCUGUGGAGGGAUACGACACUUGUCUGCCAGAGGAUGAUAUCAAGAGUGCAUUGAUUAAUCACUUCAAUUCAUGCGGCGAAGUCUUUAAUGUUAUUGUUCGCAAAGACCCUGAUCAUAGCCCUAAUCUCGACAGACGUGCUUUGGUUAUUCUUCUCGGAGAAGGCGCAGAAGAGAAGGCCUUGCAACUUAAUGGAACUGACAUUGGUGGAUGGAAGGCUCUUGUUAAAGUUGAACCGGAGGAGGAAGUAGACGAGGAGGCACUACUUUAUCUAUCCUCUCUUACUGACCAAAUAUAUAAUGACCGCAGAUUUUGGUUUGGCGUUGCCGUUAGGGGAUAUGACACUUCCCUUCCUGCAGAUGAAGUCGAGAGCGCUUUGAUGAAACACUUCUCUUCCUGUGGAGAGAUCACCCAUGUUUUUGUCUCUACUCUCGAUAAGAAGACUAAUAUCUAUUUUCUCCAAAAAGAAGGAGAAGCUAGGGCGCUGGAUCUUUCUGGAACUGAAGUGGGAGGUUCUAAAAUAGCUGUUUGUCGCUUAGCUACAAUCUUCACUAACAAACCCCCUCCCCUCGGUCAAAUUCGUUACGGCUACUGUGUCCCAGCUCAUAUGAUUGAGUUUGCCCGCGAGAUCCAACACAAGGUCGAUGCUUUUAAGGCUUCUAAGAAGCUGAGGAGGUCUAUCUAGAAAUCUCUCUCCCUCUCUCUCUCUCUCUCUCUCUCAAGAAUCACUGUCUUUGGUGUUUAAUAAUUAAUAAUUCGUGCGUGUGAGAUUAUACAAUGCAACCUUGGGGCUUUCUUAUUUAUGUUUAAUUUCAGAGCUCAUUAUGUAUGUAUGAUGAGCCGUUUGUGUGUGGAUGAUAAACCUACUCUUCAUAAUUUACUUUUAUUA
This is a messenger RNA of Raphanus sativus (radish), 1023 nucleotides long. RefSeq names its product nucleolin 1-like. The transcript has 5 exons. Bases 46 to 819 code for a protein of 257 amino acids. Lineage: Eukaryota; Viridiplantae; Streptophyta; Magnoliopsida; Brassicales; Brassicaceae. The record is from RefSeq and is a predicted model, not a curated record. Gene Ontology annotation, molecular function: nucleic acid binding.